CUAGGGUGACAGUAUGUUUAAAAAAAAAUAAUAAUAAAUAAUAAUAUUAAAAAAUAAAAUAAAAAUGUAAAAUUUUGGCCAAGAUGUAUGAAGAAAGAUUAUUUAUUUGCAAAAUUUUAUAAGAAAAGCACUUUUUUUCAAAAUGUUUGGACUUUUUCAUUUAUAUAGCAAAAAAAAAAAAAAAACCCCAGUGGUGAAUAAAUACCACCAAAAUAAAGUUUUAUCUGUCUCAAAAAAUGCUAAAAAAAUCAUAUGGGUACAGCAUGGCAUGAACACGCAAUUCUCAUUCAAAGUGUGAUAGCACUGAAAGCUGAAAAUUGGCCUGGGCAGGAAGGGGGUGAAAGUAUCCGGACUCGAAGUG
Messenger RNA from Staurois parvus, 361 nucleotides. The record is from the annotation of a GenBank genome assembly. Lineage: Eukaryota; Metazoa; Chordata; Amphibia; Anura; Ranidae.